UUGGGGGGGUCGCUGUAAUUGGUAAGGGUUUACCAGUUCCUGUUCUAAGGGGCGGGAAUACCCUUCCCUCGGACCUCAUCUCCUGUUUCUCCUCCCUCCCUUGGGAUUCCAGGACCCCGGGGUCCGCCAUAAAGGCGGAGCUUGAAGCCCCUGAGUUGGGGGAGCGGUGCUGCCCCUCCUCCGGCGGUGAUGUCACUCCCCCCUCCGCAGCCUCUUGCUGCCCAGAGCUGCCGGGGCUGGGUCACCCCUCCCCCCAUCUCGAGCCCUGGAUUCCCCCAUCCCCGCCUCGCCUCGACUUGGGGCGCCGCCUCCUCCCUCCGCAGCCCCAGCCGCAGCCGCUGGCCCCGCCCCAGCCCCCUGAGCCUGCGCUCUGCCUCUCGGAGCCUAGGGCCCGCUCCGAGGCGGUCCCCUUUUUCUGGCCCCGCCCCUCACUCUCCAUUCUUCCCCAGAACCCCACCUGUCAGACUCCUAGCCCACCCCAUUUUUUAUCGGUCCUGCCUAUUGCCUCAGUCUAGACGGUGCUUCCUGGCGCUUUGGCCUCUCCCCUCUCCCGUCCUCUCUGCCUCCUUGCGUGCACCCUCCUCACCAGCCCUCAUCUACCCUGGGUCCUCCAAUCUGCAGUCCGCCGCGGUGUAGCCUUCGUUAGAAGUUCUCGCCUCGCCCUUUGAGGACCCUGUGACCUUUAGGCAGUGCCCUGUCCCAGGUCUUCUGAUCCCCAAGACUCCCCGUUCCAGGUCCCUCCCCUCCAUCCAGCCCAGUAGCUUUGUACUCUUUGUAAUCUCAUUGUUCCCCUAGGACCCACCUCUCCCGUUCCUCUACCCUCCCUUAGCCCUGCCCUGCCCUCGCCUACCCUGGUUGCUUUCAAGCCCCUCAUAGCCCCGCUCCUCCCUUAGUCACUCUUUCCUACCGCCCAUUCAAGACGUUUUCUUUUUCUUUUAUUUAUUUAUUUAUUUUUUGACACAGAGUCUCGCUCUGUCGCCCAGGCUGGAGUGGAGUGGUGCGAUCUCUACUCAUUGUAACCUCUGCUUCCCAGGUUCAAGCGAUUCUUCUGCUAAAACUCCCGAGUAGCUGGGACUACAGGCACCCACCACCACGCCCGACUAAUUUUUGUAUUUUUAGUAGAGGCGGGGUUUCACCAUUUUGGCCAGGCUGGUCUCGAACUCCUGACCUCAAAUGAUCCACCCACCUCAGCCUCGCAAAGUGCUGACAUUACAGGCGUGAGCCCUGCCUCCAGACGUUUUCUAUUUGUCGACCCCACUCACCUUCCUCAGUACCACUCAUCCAUCCGGACACUCAUUCUCUGAGCCCAGCCCCGACUAACCAGGCCCACCUUGGAGCCUCAGCCCCGCCCCCUCCUUACUCUCCCCCUUUCUUAGGCCUAUCCAGACCCUCUCGAGUUUCCACGCCUCUCUCAGGUCUCUACGCCUUCUCACCGAGUCUAAGUCUUUGUUCUUCUCGUGUCCCCUUUCAGUCCAGCCUGUUUCCCUUGCGCGGGAAAGUCCUCCAUCUCUAGUUCCCGCCCCAGUGCAGUCUCAUCUGAACUGUUUCUAGUUUCUGCGGCCCUGUCUCUUCCAAGCAGUGCUCCUCCCCACCAGGUCCUGCCUAGCGGUGUUUUAGGUGAGGGCGUGCGAUCUCUUUUGUUUCUCUCCGCCCCUUUCCCAGCCCAAUCAGGACGGCCUCUCUCAUGGUGGCCCCGCCCCCCCAGGCCAGUCGGGCUUCUUUAAAUAGCUUGGACGUGUCCGCUCCUCCCUCUACCCCGCCCGCACUUUUUUCAGUUCAAUAAGGUCUCUCUCUCUCGUAUCUAGCCCCGCCUUCCCCUAGCUACCAGUGCUGCCGAACACAAUUAGUAGUAACCGGUCCCGCCUCCUUUGACGCCCCGCCCCGCCCCUCCGCCCUGCUCUCUUAGAAAGAGCCAAUCGCUGCGUCUCAUUGGCGGCCCCGCCUCGUCCAGCUGGGUCGCGUUACAGUGCCCGCCCCACUCCUCCCGGCCACAGCCCCACCCCACCUCCCCCAGGCCAAUCAGUUUGGUUCCUCUCCCCUGAGCCACGCCCCCGCUACCUCGCUCCUCCUCCCACCCAA
Messenger RNA from Symphalangus syndactylus (siamang), 2079 nucleotides. RefSeq names its product mitogen-activated protein kinase kinase kinase 11-like. The record is from RefSeq and is a predicted model, not a curated record. NCBI's taxonomy places the organism in Eukaryota, Metazoa, Chordata, Mammalia, Primates, Hylobatidae.